AUGAAAAAACUUGGCCACGAACUAGAAGAGUUUCUCGAAGCACUGGCAGAACACGAUGAAGUGGCUGUAGGGGCUGCAGAACUGGAGGGGAAGCAGGAGGAUAAUGGUAGGAAAGGUGGAGGACGGAAACGCCGGAGAAAAAUAAUAGAGCAAGAUGCUGAGAAAGUUGUUCACGAACUGAAUCAUCUAGAAGGAGGAACCCAGGUUUCCACGUCAGCCGCAUCUUUUAGUACAACUGCUCCGUUAUCAACUUCAACUAGUCCAACUACAAACACAACCAGUAGCGACGUUUCACCUCCGAUGUUUCCGCGCAUCACCGAGGACAGGCUCAAGGAGUUGAAGGUUGGCGAACUGAGGCUCUGGCUUGACGUGCUUCGUGGUUUUAGCAACGACUUCAAACCGAGAAGCAAGCUCACAAAAGCCGACCUGAUAAAGGAGUUAUUGCGACUGGAAGAAAUCGUCAUAGCUGCGCAAGAUAAGGCCGCUAGGAUCAAGAUCGGCGAUCGCACGACGCAGGAGAUAGUCAUACCAGGUUUUGGGCUAACACCGACAGCUCUGACGCAAAAAGGGUGGCCAAGCGUCAGCCGCGAGAGUCUUUUAGCUGUUGCAAAACAAGCUACGAAGGAUGCGGAGACGGCCACAAUUAGUGCCGAUCGAGAUGAAGAUGUUGAACUAGAGUACAACAAGAAGAAGGGGCAGGAUCAAGACGAUGACGAAGAGGCGUCCUCCUCGUCAGAACAAGGACUACCAACGCGAACAAGUCCUCCACCUUUCGAUCCAUCAUUGACUGAUUGGCUUGAGAACAAUGGCAUUUUGCAGGGAUUCAUGUUGCCGCUAGCUAACUACGCGAAGAGCUAUACAAAACGGGGAACUUCUACUGGAGGUGGUUCAACAUCAUCUUCGACAUCAUCAUCUUCGACAUCAUCAUCUUCGACAUCAUCUUCGACAUCCUCCUCCAAAGACGACCGAGCAAGGGAAAUUCCUCGUAUCUUCAUGAAUUUGAAUCUCUACACAGAGACUGGACGCCUCGCCUGUCGACACCCUAACCUGCAGAACGUACCCACUGCGACACGAAAAUACAACUUGCGAGAGUGUUUCUCAGCUGCACCUGGGAAAACGUUUGUGAUCGUGGACUACUCUCAACUAGAACUCAGGGUUCUGGCUCACUUAACGAGCUGUCGCAGCAUGUUAGACGGUUUUCUUCGAGGAGGAGACUUCCACUCACGGACGGCGAUGAACAUGUUUCCUCACAUAAAGGAAGAAUAUGAGAGAAGAAGUAGGGAAAAAAGGUUGACUACGAGUACAGGAGGUGGAGAUCACUCGACCACAUCAAGCAUCAAUUCAUCUUCAUUUUCAUCUAGCAGUAGUACAACAGAAGGUUCACAUGAACAAGAUGAAGACGACAUAGCCUUCGUCAAGGAAAAGUACCCCGUUGAGCGUAAGAAGGCAAAAACUCUCAACUUCUCAGUAGUGUAUGGUGCAACAAAACACGGUUUAGCCAAGACUCUCCAGUUGGAAGGAGGUACUGAGGAAGCACAACAAAUCAUUGAUUUGUGGUACAAAAACUUCCCGGAGGUUUUGAAGUGGCAGCAGCAAACGGUUGAACAUGCGACAAGAUAUGUUAUGGCUUAGGCUCCUUGCACAUCCCUGUGUAUCCCAUCAGUAGAGUUUAUUAGAAUAUUUCAAAUCCAAAUGUCGUCCAACAACUCCCCUCGUCGCGUCAUUCGGAUACACGACAAAGUUGUAGAAAAGAAAAAUAGAUGUUUUGCCUCUGGAUUUCUCUUUCUAAGGAUCGCUACGUCGAAACCCUCUUAGGCCGUCGUCGCUGGAUCCCAGAUAUGAUGGCUCCGUAUAAGGGGUCCUCAGGUGCAGGAUUGCUUUCAGCCUGGGGUCGCAGUGCAAACCGUGCUGGUAUACCUGUGACCUCGCCGCUUUACAGUGCAGCUGCAGCAGGUGACCACCAGGGGCAGGGAUAUUCGAACAACAACUCAGCAAACUCUUCCCCGUUUGGUACACCAUGGCGUGGUCCUAUUUCCUGGCAGAGGAGAAAACACUUAGAGCGCGUAUGUUCGAAUACUCCGGUCCAAGGAAGUGCCGCUGAUGUCGUCACGAGCGCGAUGAUUCAGUUGCAUAAGUCGAAACUCCUACACGACUUAGGCUUCGUGCAAGUGCUGCAAGUGCACGACGAAUUAGUUCUAGAGGGGCCGAAGGAGCAUGCUGAAGAGGCAAGGGCAGAAGUUGUGCGACUUGCAGAGAAUGCGCAAGUUGGCAUGAUGCUGAAACUUCAAUGUCCGUUGCUUGUUGACAGUAAAAUUUCGGAAACGUGGUGUUGAGCUUGAGCAGCCGUAAGUAAAUUGUUUAGCACAGGUAGUAAAAAUGGAUAUUUUAACUGGGAUUUUCACUGAUACUGGUUUCGUUUUCCUUUGUUUUGACAGAGCAAAAGCAUUCGACGUAGAUGGAUUUCAGUCGUGGACCUCAUUCAUUUUUCAACCCAGCAUAGCAAAUAACAACUUGGUGAUAGAUAAGCAUUCUCUGGAAUGCACCAUUUCGAGAGGGCUUUAUGUACAGAACAAGAUCCUAGUCUAAAAAUGAAUGACAACUUCCCCAGAGGUAUAAGCUGCAUAUAAGUACAUCAUGGAGAUGAAUGUGAUUCAUUUUGCAAAGGUUUCGCACUUGAAGAACAUGGUUUUUGACAUUUAUUACAUGGAUGUCUGUUUCGUAGUUCACUAAAAAGAGCAUCAGAAAAUAGAGUUAGAGUCUUGAUGUGCGUAAAGAUGUGCUUGCCAGCAUGAUGUACGAGACUACAUCUCCACUCUACUGAAAUACACAUCACGCCUCUAUUUAGAUCCCAUCUCACCCAACAUACCAGAUUGUCUCCCCUUUCACCACGGCCCAACCCUACUCUCAGCUCUAAAGGAGCACCCCCUGUUAAAUGUGACUGAAUGCUGAAAGAAACUGUUACACCUAUACGUACGUACGAGAACAACUGUGAAGAAAAAUGGUACUACUUGUACAAACUAGACGAGACUGGAGAACCUGAAGAUAGUCGUGACAGCAUACACGAAGACUGAUACAGCAGUGCAGCGCUUCAUAAGGGUUGCAGCAGCG
Messenger RNA from Amoebophrya sp. A25, 3108 nucleotides. Lineage: Eukaryota; Dinophyceae; Syndiniales; Amoebophryaceae. The record is from the annotation of a GenBank genome assembly.